AUGAUCACCAGCAUGCGCCACAGAAACGCCAGGUUGGUCUACACCAAAUACCGGGAACUGUUCAGAACAGAGCGACCCUACCGCAUUCUGAGUACCUUUGGCGGGUCCAAAUGUCAUGGGCCUGACACCAAUCUGCGAUUCGGUCAAGAAGAAACGGAAAUCAUAACCAACAUUCGCGGCAGUGAGGCGUCCUUCACGCUCGACCAAUAUGGAUUUGAGUAUGUGAAUUCGCCCACCCAUUUUGAAGAUUGGGAAGACCGUCGCAUGGUCGAAGAGAGGUAUCUGCCAGAGAUAGAAAAACUUCUCCUGGAAACAAUUGAAGGAGCACAUGAGGUCUUCAUCUUCGAUUGGAGGACCAGUCUGCCUUGGGGGUUUUCAAGCGUGUCAGGCUCCUAA
Colletotrichum higginsianum IMI 349063 is the source of this 396-nucleotide messenger RNA. RefSeq names its product Methyltransferase CmcJ. The record is from RefSeq and is a predicted model, not a curated record. The coding region runs from base 1 to 396 and encodes 131 amino acids. Gene Ontology annotation, molecular function: oxidoreductase activity. Lineage: Eukaryota; Fungi; Ascomycota; Sordariomycetes; Glomerellales; Glomerellaceae. The transcript has 2 exons.